AUGGCGUUGUACAAAGAAUGUGCCACCAAGAUGUUGAAGGGGUUCGAAGCUUAUGAAAUAGAAUACAUAUCCCGGGCGGACAAUGUAGAGGCCGACAUCUUGUCUAAAAUCGCCUUGGAAGGGGUGCCGGACCGCUUAAUAAAGAUUUGCCAGAAGGAGGAGCUAAGUCGGCCGAGUGUCGAAGAGGCGCCGCUAGAUGUCCAGCAAGUAAGCAUCGAAGGGUGGGAUCGAGAGAAAAACCCGGAGAUGUUCUGGAUAGAUGACAUCCGGCGAUUCAAGGAAACAGGCGAGUUGCCAGCUGACCCAUCAGUCGCCGCGAGGGUUCGGCGGAAAGCCCCCUCUUUCCGGAUCGUAGACGGAGACCUAUAUAAACAGUCGUUCGGAGGACCCUUGUUGAAAUGCCUACUUAAGCCCGAGGCGGAGAAGGUAAUGGAUGAAGCUCAUAGAGGCAUUUGCGCUGCGCACCAGGGUGCUCACACGCUCGCCCGAAAAUUGGUCGUUCAAGGGUAUUACUGGCCGACCAUGAUGCGAGACUGUGUUGAACGGAUGUCCAAAUGCGGCGUUUGUCAGGUGAUCUGUCGCUACGGUUUGCCCGAGCACAUCGUCAGCGAUAACGGGCGACAGUUCGAUUGCCAGGCGUUCGCCGAAUUCUGCCGCCGACACGGUAUCAGGCAUACCAAGGUAUCGGUGGCCUACCCCCAGGCAAAUGGACAGGUGGAGAAUGUGAACCGAACCCUGGUCGAUGGGAUCCGGAAGAAACUCGAAGACGUCCGAGGAAACUGGGCGGACGAGCUUGAUCGAAUUGAGAAAAAUUUUCUAGAAGAAAGAAGGGAAGCCGCGAGUGUGCGAAUGGCUGAGUACCAGCAGACAGUGAAAAGAUACCGCGACCGCAGAACUCGCCCGCGAACCUUCCAGGUUGGCGACCUAGUGCUGCGGGAUCGACAAGCCAGCCAGCCCACCGAAGGAGGCAAGCUCGCGGUCAAGUGGGAAGGACCGUACCGCAUCGCGACCGUAGUUCAGGCCGGAACUUACAAGUUAGAGACCAUGGAAGGCAAGCUUAUAGAUCGAAUAUGGAAUGCUACGCAUCUGAAAAGAUUUUAUCAGUAG
Molecule: messenger RNA, 1107 nt
Organism: Ipomoea nil (Japanese morning glory)
Lineage: Eukaryota; Viridiplantae; Streptophyta; Magnoliopsida; Solanales; Convolvulaceae
Exons: 3
Coding region: 1-1107 (368 amino acids)
Biological process (GO): DNA integration
Molecular function (GO): nucleic acid binding
Source: RefSeq, a predicted model, not a curated record